Molecule: messenger RNA, 4634 nt
Organism: Cutaneotrichosporon oleaginosum
Lineage: Eukaryota; Fungi; Basidiomycota; Tremellomycetes; Trichosporonales; Trichosporonaceae
Source: RefSeq, a predicted model, not a curated record
CUCUCUCUCGGUCUGACAGUCUUCUCAACCCACAGCGCUGCUGCGCACCCGCUAACGACACGGGCCCUGCGCCUGUAUCGUUGCGGCCUUGUGCUCCGCAUGCUCCGCCUAUGCAUCGAGCGCACCGGACACAUGACCCCGGACACGCACAUCGAACAGACAGGAUGACCUCAUCGCCGCGGCCUCACUACUCACCCCACCAACGAAGAGAGACCUCGCUGCUCCACAAGUCCCCGCCACCGUUGUAUAAAGAGUAGCAGCUCCGCGUUCUCACAUCCCCAGACUUCAGUCUCGUAGUGAUCAGUACAGAACAACUUCGAGUAACACCAACCAACAACCCAACAUGAAUCCCACCCACAGCGACGAACGCAGGGAGGGUAUGGGUGUCGGUGGUAUGCCCGGCGGCUUCGGCAGCGGCAACACCACCGGCACUACGACUGGCGCCACGACUGGUACCACUGGCACCACUGGUGCGACCACGACCUCUCACUCCUCGGGCGGCGGCCUCAUCGAGAAGGUCAAGGACUUCCUCAGCCCUAGCACUGGCACCGGCGUCGGCAGCACCGACCCCGCUGUCUCCGGCACUGGCCACCACACCGGCACCAGUGCCACUGGCUCGCAUGGCACCAACACUGGCAGCCUCAUGAGCUCCGGCACCCACGGAACAGGCACCACGACCGACCGCGUCAUGGACAAGGUCACCCCUGGCACCAACACCUACGGCUCGACCGACCCUAUGCACACUGGCAGUGCUAUGACCGGCCAGCACGGUCUUCCCGGCACUGACGGCCGCCACGGCCCCACCACUGGCGGCUCUGGCCUCACUGGCUCCCACGGCACUGGCUCUGGCCUCACCGGUGGCAACCACGGUCCUGGCACAACUGCCGACCGCACCAUGGACAAGAUUACCCCUGGCACCAACACCUACGGGUCGACUGACCCCAUGAACUCCGGCAGCGCCGUCACCGGCCGUCAUGGCCUUCCGGGCACCGAGGGCCGCUCCGCCACGGGCCAGCACGGCACCGGCAGCAUGAUGAGCUCAUCUGGACCUGGCACCACGACCGACAAGAUCAUGGACAAGAUCACUCCUGGUCAGAACACCUACGGCUCGACUGACCCGAUGAACUCGGGCAGCGCCAUGACGGGCCAGCACGGUCUCCCUGGCUCUGAGGGCCGCUCCGUCACCGGCCAGCACGGCUCUGGCCUCACCGGCCAGCACAGCUCUGGCUUCACUGGUCAGCAUGGCUCUGGCCUUACCGGUACGGGCACUACCGCCUCCCGUGGCCCCGGCACCACGACCGACAAGGUCAUGGACAAGAUCACCCCCGGCCAGAACACCUACGGGUCUACCGACCCCAUGAACUCGGGCUCGGCCGUUACAGGCCAGCACGGCGCCCCCGGCUCGGAGGGCCGCCACGGCACGGGCUCCGCUCUCGGCGCUGGCGCCCUCGGCGCCGGAGCCGGCGGCCUCGCGGGCCACCAGUACAGCCAGCACCACAGCUCGGGCGUCACUGGCUCGCACGGUCCCGGUACAACCACCGACAAAAUGCUCGACAAGGUAACCCCCGGCACCAACACCUACGGCACUACCGACCCGACCAACUCUGGAAGCGCCAUGACUGGCCAGCGUGGCCUACCCGGAUCGGAGGGCCGCCACGGCCCGACCACGGGCUCAGGCUUCACCGGCUCGCACGGCUCGCACGGUACCCACGACAGCCACACCCAUGACACCCACACGCACGGCACCCACACUCACGGGACCGGUAUGACCGGCAGCGGGAUGACCGGGAGCCGCGGCCCUGGAACCACCACCGAUAAGAUCAUGGACAAGGUGACUCCGGGCUCCAACACAUACGGCACCACUGACCCCACCAACUCGGGCAGUGCCGUCACUGGCCAGCGCGGCCUUCCCGGAUCCGAGGGGCGGGGCCACGGCAGCGCACUCGGCGCUGGUGCGGCCGGCGCGGGUGUUGGCGCCCUCGGCGCCCACCAGUACAACGAGCGCCACGGCGUGAACACGGGCUCGAGCGGCCCGGGCACCACCGGCGACAAGGUCAUGGACAAGAUCACGCCCGGGCAGAACACGUACGGCACGACCGACCCUGCUCACUCCGGGUCUGCCAUGACGGGCCGCCACGGCGCGCCCGGCUCCGAGGGCCACCGCACCGGCAACGUCGGCUUCGCUGACUCCACGUCGCCGUCCAGCACGCGCAGCGGCGGCGACCUCUCCUCGCUCCCCCGCCAGGAGCGCUCGCCCGAUGACGGCUCCGUCCCCGCCCAGGCUGUCCGUCAGGAGGGCAUGACCGCCGAGGACGCUAAGAUGCGCAUGGCCUUCGAGAAGAUGGGUAUCUCCAAGGAGGAGUUCCGCCACGACAACGACACCCACACCACCGGCACUACCGACACCACGCUGCCGGGCGGCGACCGCCGCUCAGUCUCUGGCGCCACUGGCACCUCCGGUACCACCGGCGCCACUGGCACUGGCGACCACCACCACCACUCGGGUGCGGGCACCGCCGCCACUGCAGGCCUCGCUGGCGCUGGCGCAGCUGGUCUCGCUUCCCACCACUCGGGCUCGCACUCGCACACCGGUACGGGCACCGGCAUGACGGGCGCCCACGGCACUCACGGUCCCGGGACCACCGGCGACAAGGUCAUGGACAAGGUUACGCCGGGAACGAACACGUACGGUAGCACCGACCCCACUCACUCUGGCUCCGCUGUCACGGGUCAGCGCGGCCUCCCGGGCUCCGAGGGCCGCUCUGCCACUGGUCAGCACGGUAUGACUGGCCAGCACGGCAUGACUGGCCAGCACGGAACGACCGGUCAGCAGAGCAUGAUGGGCUCCCACGGAACGACGGGCUCACACGGAAUGGCCGGCUCGCACGGCCCGGGCACCACUGGCGACAGGAUGAUGGACAAGGUCACUCCUGGUCAGAACACUUACGGAUCAACUGAUCCCAUGAACUCGGGAUCUGCUGUUACGGGCCGCCACGGUGCUCCUGGCUCCGAGGGCCACCACACUGGCUCCGGCUCCGCUCUUGGCGCCGGCGCUCUCGGCGCAGGUGCUGGCGGCCUUGCUGCCCACCAGUACAACCAGCAUGGCCAGCACGGCCAGCACGGCGACCGCGGCCUCUCCGGUCAGCACGGUUCGACUCAUGACGCUACCAUGAAGGACAAGAUCAUGGACAAGAUCACUCCUGGAAGCAACACCUACGGAACCACUCAGCCUGGUGUCUCGCCAUCUCACGGCUCUACGGGAUCGGGUCUUACUGGCUCGCACACCCACGGCACCCACGAGCGCACUCACGGCACCCACGGCACCCACGAGCGCACUCACGGCACCCACGACACCCACGGCACUCAUGGUACGCACGACCACAGCCACGGUACGCACACCCACGGUACGCACACCCACGGCACUCAUGGCACUGGCCCGGGCACCACGACCGACCGCGCCAUGGACAAGAUCACCCCUGGGCAGAACACGUACGGCUCGACGGACCCGAUGCACUCUGGAUCGGCGGUCACCGGUCGCCACGGUCUUCCAGGCUCGGAAGGCCAGCACACUGGUACUGGUUCAGCGCUCGGAGCCGGAGCCCUCGGUGCCGGCGCCGGCGGCAUGGCUGCCCACCAGUACAACCAGCACCAGUACAACCAGCACCAGGGUACUGGUGCCACUGGCACGCACGGGAUGGGUGGCGGCAUGACUGGCAGCCACGGGCCUGGUACGACUACCGACAAGAUGAUGGACAAGGUGACCCCGGGUACGAACACCUACGGGACCACCGACCCCACCAACUCGGGGUCAGCCCUCACUGGCAAGCACGGGCUUCCGGGGUCUGAGGGCCGCACAGGAACUGGCAUGACCGGCACCCACGGCGGUAUGACUGGAGCUCACGGUCCCGGCACUACUGGUGACAAGAUGAUGGACAAGAUGACGCCUGGCAGCAACACCUACGGCUCGACCGACCCCAUGCACACUGGUUCCGCCGUUACUGGCCAGCACGGUCUUCCCGGAACCGACGGUCGCUCGGUUACUGGCCAGCACGGCGUCGCAAGCUCUGGCGCUGGUGUGAUGAGCUCGCACUCGCACCACCAGGGUACGACUUCCGACCGCAUGAUGGACAAGGUUACCCCGGGAGCCAACACCUACGGGACGACCCAGACUGGUGCGGACCCGACUAUGCGCCAGCCCGACAUGCGCCAGCACGACAAGAUCAUGCCUGGUGGCCCGACCAGUGGCACGGGUACCCACGGCACUGAGCACCACCGCACUGGCAGCACGGGCUCGGGUGGCGGCCUCAUGCAGAAGAUCAAGGACAAGGUCGAGGAGGUCGUCGGCGGCAGUGGCACCGGCCAUCACAACACCGGUGCACACCCCACAGCUGUCGGCCACGGUGUCAACCCGACAACUGGCGCCGGCACCACGACCGGCACCGGAGCCGGCCUCGGCGACAGCACCACUGGUGCUUCGCGCCUCCCUUGAGCGCUGAGCAGUGUAACGAUAUUUCAUGCCCCUGUUCGAUCGUAGUUCUGAAGCCUGAAGCAAAGUUGAAAGAAGCGCAGCAGCAGACACGUAGUAGGAGCUGUAACCAGUAAUGAAGAAGAUGCAGAAGCAGAUAACCAAUGAA